CUUCACGCACGCACGGGCCCACGUGGCCACAUAACUCUCCUCGCGCGAACGCCCAUGUAGAAAUACAGAAUGUAGAGGGAGAGGAAAAUAGCCUUUGAUAAAAGUUGAAUUCGGAGCUGGUGAAAGGCUCGAGGUUUACAUUCAACGGAAAGCAAAGGUUAUAUGGAGAAGGGUUGACUUCACCGUUGCUUUACUGCCAGGGAAUACCUGACACCAACUUUGGGAUACAACUUUACUAUGCCACCUGCUUUUUAAAAAACGGUCACAAAAAGUGUGUGCGCAUUUGCUUCCGGGUGCCUAUUAAAAGCUUCUAAACGCGUUUUCCGGUCUGUUGCUCACUUUCAAUACUUUGAUCCUUAGGAAACUUUUUAGAUCGUGUUCCCAAAUUGUCCAAAAAUACCACAAAUCUAAAAGAAAACAGCCGCGCGAAGGUGCCUGCUGCACGGGCUGCCCGGCACCGCUGCCCCGCGGUGUGACCUACGCGUUUUAAAAUGGUGCUUGUGCGGUUAAAAUUACAUUUCCAUCCUACAUCGCUCACCCACCCACUCCUACCGCUCCCCUAUUCACAAACUACUGCACAAUAAAUGGAUCUGUGGAGGAAAAAAAUGCAAGAAAGACAGAGGGAGAGAAGAGAAAGGGAGGAGAGAGAAAAGAGAGAGAGACCGAGGGGAGGGGGAAACGGCGUAUGCUUGUAUACAACCCUGAUUUCCAUUUUUUUCCCAACUCGUAAUGUAUUUAAUUCAAGUGAAACGUAAUCAUGACGUGUCGUGUCAUUAAUCUCCUCGCCGCCUCUCCCAUCCCAAAAACACUUGAUGAUGAUGAUUGACAGGUGACGCUUGUCGACGUCUCCCUCACUGUCACUGCAAAAAAAGCUGUUUCAUCUCCAACCUUCCUGGUUCCUCUGAACCCUCCCAGCUCAUUACUCCCACUAACCAGAGGACUACGUUUGGAUCCUCUCCCCUCAGUCAAGACAGCAAAGAAUGGCACAGCGUCACACACACUGCUGAGAAUGGAUUCCCCUCCAGAGUGUGUGUUGGCCCUGUCGUGUGAGCAGCCCCCCUCCCCGUCCACACUGCCCUCCCUGGACCACAGCCCCCUGGCUCCCUCCUCCCCCACCACCACCACCAACCCCCCCACCCCCCCUGGCAGGCAGGGGCCCCUGUCCCUGCCCGCCAGCCCCCUGCUCCCCCUGCACACCCCCGGGGCCUCCCCCCUGGGCUCCGACGCCGCCCACUACUUCCCCCUCUCCCCCUUCCCCUCCUUCCCCCCCGACGACCACCUCCUCCUCCUUCGCCACCACCACCACCACGACGACGACGAAGACGAGGAGGAGGAGGAGGAGGAUGAGGACGACGGAGACCCCCUCGCAGCGGAGGGGAUGGAGCUGCAGGGGGGCCCCCCGUCGUCCCCCACCCCCGCCGUGGCCCUCUUCCCGGGGGAGGGAGGAAGAGGCGCGCAGGAGGCCCUCGGCGGGGCCGGUCCGGAGGAGAGCUCCCCCCCGGACGUGGCCCGCACGGCCCCCCAGCUCCUGGGCUUCGGGGCCCUGGAGCUGGCCCUGGCCUCGGGGCAGAGCGGGGGGUCCGGGGGCCUGGGCUGCAGCAGCGACGAGCUGGACCUCCAGCUCUUCCAGAAGGACGCGAGCGGCGCCCACCCCAGGGUGACGCCCGCGGCGGGCGGAGCGGGGGCCUCGCCGGGCCCCGCCCUCCGGUUCCCGUGCCUGGUGUGCGGCAAGAGGUUCCGCUUCCAGAGCAUCCUGUCGCUGCACGCGCGCGCCCACAGCCUGGACCGCGAGCGCCGCGCCGCCCCGCUGUACCGCGCCGGGCUCCCCCCGCCGCCGCCGCCGCCGCCGGCCCCCCUCAAAGCCCACCUGACCCAGAACCACCAGGGGGUCCACGACCAACGGCCGCCCCCACCGAGCCCCUCCUCCGCCCUCAUCCAGCACCUCCGCGACCAGGCGGAGCCCGGCGACACGGAGGUCCUACGCAACGACAAGAGCUGCCUCAUGGGGGGCGCUGACAUCACACCCCUGACCCCCCCGCUGACGGAGGACGCCGUCACCUCGCCGUACUCCUCCGCCGCCGCUGCCGCCGCCAGCUCCUUCCGCUGCCACGCCUGCAAGGGCAAGUUCCGCACGGCGUCGGAGCUGGCGCGCCACGUGCGCAUCCUGCACAGCCCCUACAAGUGCUCGCUGUGCCCCUUCUCCGCCAGCCGCGAGGACGACCUCGCCGCCCACCUGCGGGAGUGCCACCCGGCGCCGGUCCCGGCCCUCCUCCGCCCGCCCUCCCCCGCCGCCUACGGCGCCCGGCCCGUCGUGGCCGCCGCCCCCGACACGCCCCUACCCACCCCGAUGCCCACCCCCACACUGACGCCCACGCCCCAGGUGUCGGCGGUGGUCGCCGCGGCGCCGGCGCCGGUCGCCACGGCGCCGGCCACGCCCGCGCCGGCCACGCCCGCCCUGCCGGCGUUCCGCUGCGACACGUGCGGCCAGCGCUUCACCCAGUCGUGGUUCCUGAAGGGACACAUGCGCAAGCACAAGGACUCCCUGGACCACAAGUGCCAGGUGUGCGGCCGUGGCUUCAAGGAGCCGUGGUUCCUCAAGAACCACAUGAAGGUGCACCUCAACAAGCUGGGCCUGAAGGCCGGCCUGGGGGGCCUCGGUGUGAGCGUGGCGGCGGGCCUGGACCCCUCCGCCGCCGGGGCCGUCAGCGGCCAGUCCCUCAACGCCCUCUACUCCAGCCUGCUGCUGGCCCAGCGCCGGGGGGCCGCCGGCGGGGGGGGCCGGGGGGCCAGGGGCCGGUCGGAGCGCGACCACGGAGGGCGGGGCUCGGUCCCGGGCUCCGGCAAGUCGGCCAUCCUGGGGUACCUGGGGCUGCCCAUGGACGGGGGCGGGGCCAGCUGCAUGGAGCGGCUGCAGGCCGUGGCGCAGGUGGCCGAGAUGGGCGGCGUGAGCGACCCGGGAGGGCGGCCCGGCGGGGUUACCAUGGAGACGACGGCCGCCGCAAUGGCGGCGGCGGCCGACGGCGGCGACCAGGUGGCCAUGUGGCAGCUGGUGGCCCGCAGCCUGCUGGCGGCGCAGCAGGCCCAGCAGAACCAGCAGAACCAGAGGAGCCAGCAGCAGCAGAGCCAGAGGGCCCAGAGCCGGAGCUCCGCGCUGGGGGACGCCGACCAGGUCAGGGCCUACCUGGGCGGGCUGGGCCCCAGGCAGGAGACGGUGGCCUCCGCGGGGGCCGGGGCCGGCGGGGGGCCCUGGGAGUGCCCCGACUGCGGGAAGCUCUUCAGGAGCCUGCAGCAGGUGGUGGUCCACGCCCGCGUCCACGUCCAGAGACCCCAGAAGGGAGGAGGAGGAGGAGGAGGAGGAGGAGGAGGAGGAGGAGGAGGAGGAGGAGGAGGAGGGCUCGGUGGAGAGGAGGGCGCUGGGAGCGGGAGAGCGACAGGACGGAGUGGAGGAGGAGCAGGAGGAGCAGGAGGAGGAGCAGGAGGUCGAUCCAAACCCCCCAGCGCCGGACCUCGACAGACAGGGUCCGCUGGAGGAUUCCACCCGGCCAUCUCCAGCCACCACGCGGGUGAGAACGGCCUGCCGGUGGCCCCCCCCGUGGCCAGUGGUGGCGGCUCUGCAUCCCGGGAGCGCGUGCGGGGUUCGGGGGUAAAAGACUGCCCCUACUGCGGUAAAGCCUUCAGAUCCUCACACCAUCUCAAAGUUCACCUGAGGGUUCAUACGGGCGAGAGACCCUACAAGUGCCCCCACUGUGACUACGCCGGCACCCAGUCGGGCUCCCUGAAGUACCACCUGCAGAGACACCACCGCGAGCAGCGCAACGCCCUCUCCACCUCCUCCUCCUCCUGCACCUCCUCCUCCUCCUCCGCCUCCUCCAACAACUCCCCCACCAUCGUCAACACCAUGGCCCCCUCCGGCGCCGCCCCCCCCCGCCGGGACGGCCCGGGCAAGCAGGGCCGCUCCCAGAACCACCAGGGGGGGCACCCGGGGGCCGGCCACAGCCAGGGCCACCGGGCCCCGGCCGACAGCCUGGGCCCCAGGCAGCUGCCCCAGCACCCCCAGCUGCAGCCCCAGCAGCAGCCCUGGCUGCUGGGGCUGCCGGAGCAGCGCGAGCAGCAGAAGGCCCUGGCCGCGCUGCGGGACGUGGACGUGGAGGCGCAGUACCGCUACCUGUCGGGCGUCAUGGGGGCGCUCUACCAGGGCGGCCUGGAGGGGGGCUGGAUCAGGGAGUCCCCGCCCGCCAAGACGCCCAAGGUGUCACGCCGCAAGCCUCUCACUACCAGCCGCAUGGUGCCGCCGCCGCCGCAGCCGCCGCCGCCGCCGCAGCCCAACGGGACGGGGGCUGACCACCACGGGGGCGAGGGCGCCGGGCCACCCCGGCCCGCGCAGGGCGAGGGCGGCGGCGGCGGCGGCGGCGGCGGCGGCGGCGGCGGCGGCGGCGGCGGCUUCGAACCGCUGGACCUCUCCCGCCGCACCUCCCCGGGGCCGGACGGAGCGGAGGAGGACGGGGGGGCGGGCGCGGCGGCGGCGGACCCCCUGAACCAGUGCCUGUUCUGCCCGUUCCGCACCUCCUCGGGGGAGCUGAUGGCCAUGCACCUGCAGGUCAACCACACCAGCAAGUCCCGCCGCAAGAGGGGCCCCUCCGCCCCCCCGGGGGACCAGGACGGCCCCGCCAAGCGGCUGCAGCGCGUCGCCCCGGACCCCAUGGCCAUAUGGAGGUACGCCAGCGAGGCCGGCGAGGACCAGGGGCCCCUCGGCGGGAGCCAGGCCCACAACGGUAUCUCGGAGGCCGGGGUGGAGCCGCUGGGCGGCAGGGGCCUCUACCAGCAGGGGGGGGUCCUGGCCUCUUUGUCCAGGAAGCUCCAUGGCAACGCAACGGAGCCAGAGGAGAACAGGAAGGGCAAUGAGGAAGAGGAGGAGGAAGAGAUGGAGGAGGAGGAGGAGGAGGAGGAGGAGGAGGAGGAGGAGGAGGAGGAGGGAGAGCUGGAGCCGCCGGAGGAGGACAGCAGCUUGGGGGGGUCGCCGGAGGAGGUGGGGUCCCCGUCGCUGGGGUUCGAGCACUUGAUGAGGGAGGAGGGGGGCGUGGGGGCGGACUAGGUCUGGCGUCAGGGAGAGCAGUGGGCGGUGGUGAAGGGUUUUUGAACGGAAGGAAGAAGAAGGAAAAAUGGCGGAACUGUAAAAGCGCGAUGAGAAGUGAUCAGGGGAACGUAGUGCUGCCUGAGGAUUCAUGUUCACAACCUUUUUAGGGAGAAGAGGUAAAACAAGGCCGGGCUAAAUAUUUAUGUUUAGUUUCCCAUCAAAUAUUUACUCACAUUAUGACAGUGUUGUCCUCACAAGGGUUGUCCUCACCAACAGUUAUUCUCACGUUCAGGACAUUCUACACUUUCCUUUUGGUCCAAUUGAAUUUUACCCCAAGAGGGCUCAUCUUAAGUUAAGGAAAAUGUCUGCAACAAACAUGUUAAAUGGUGCUUGAUUUCCCACAGCCCUUCCAGGUAAUACGGGCAUUUCAAAACACUCAUAAUUGAUGUUAUUGUUAUAAAUUAUUCAUUAUUACGGUUGACUGCUGUACUGUUAAAUGUGUCACUGAUUGUGACAUAGUCAGGUGCGAACAAGCAUGCCCUUCUCGAUUGGACAGUAAGCCACUGCUCUGUCAUAACGAACCGAACGAUUGGUUGGAAGGAAAACAGCAGAUGUCCUGAGAUUGGUAGGAAAAAAAGCAAGAAUCGUUAAGGAAUGUUUUGUUAAGUGACUUUCGAAAAAGCCAACCUCAGCUUUACUGUUCAGUAUUCUCUCCGCAUGAAAGAGGCGGCCAUGUUAAGGACGAUGACCUUCUUGUUCAGAUUCACCUAUACUGUAAAUCCUGACUGUGUUUGUCUUAAAAAAAAGUGUUUCUAGAAGUUUGAGAAGAAGUGCGUAGAUGAACGAGCAGUUUGUGUAGAUCUUUUUAGUUGGCUAGCUGUUAUAGUGGCUGUUAUCGUGCACCGUCGAGGGAGAUUGUAGACCGCUAUCGGGUCGACGCUCUGGUUGGAUGUUUUAUCUGAAUAUACAGUUUUAAAAGAUAUAAGUAUAUUGGACGGAAAAUGGUUCUUGGAGUGUUGUGAAUAGUGAAACUUUUAGAGCAUUAUGCGAGUUAUGAAAAACUGAAAAAAGACAAUGGACGGAGCAGCGCCUACCUGCGAUGGGGAGCUAAAUUAUUAAGUGUUGAAAGCGUGUUUGCAGUUUGAUAUCCAUCGCAACGGAGGUUGGCAGAGAUUCCUACGUUAAACGAAAUAAAAAAAUCCAAGCGUAACUAAACGAAGAACGAAACAGCGGAGACCAGCUGAAGGAAGACGCUGGAAUGUUUUCGCUGACGUUUAUGAUCACAAUGGACUGACACGCCCGUUUAAGAGACGGAAACUCUGACACGAGGAAGAAGACGGACUGUAAACAUGCAUCCAUGUCCCCGCGCGGGACUCAAACUAAACAUACUCUUGGUAUAAUCUAGACGAGUAGAUUCCCCUAACCUCUUGCUUUUAUUUGAAAAGAAAAAGACAAUGGUAGGAGGGAAAUCAUUAAAAACACUAACAGAAAACAUAGACCUCCCAGUAGAAUAUGUGUAGCUUUUGUAAAAACAAGAAAAAGAAGCAAAGAUGAAAAAACGCAGAAAAAUACUUUUUAUGUUUUAUUUUUUAUUUCAAGAUGCUUACAAAAAGAGGUUAUGAUAUAGUUAUUAUUGAUUUUUAUGUUUUUUGAGCUAAGACUAGUCGGAAUGUCGAUACAGAGCACUGUGCAAAGUUUUAAGUUCCCAAAGUAGAUUGUUCUUCUGUUUUGAUCGUUGUCUUUAUCGAUAUACCAAACUUUUAUUUUGAAAAUACUCACUUCCGGGGUGGCUAACAGUGAAAUGCUGUGUUUUGACCCUCAUUAACGACCAUGUUAAUCAAUCACAGUUAAUCAACCGAUGAAGCUCAAACCGUGGUAUCCAUACAUUUAAAAAUAGUACUUUUACUUUCCAUUGAAACGGAAAUAUUAAUGACAAUGCACUAUUAAUGUCGAUUAUCACCCUUUUAAAUAUACUGCCAUUCAAUAUCUCAACACAUUCAUAGAGAGCAUGUCGAGCAUCGAGACUCAAAGGCAUGUUCCUGAUGUUUGAGUGGACAUCGUCCUCCAUAAUGAAGAGUGAGACUCGGUGACUCCUCUCGCUAACUUCCCAGCCUAUUUGUUAUGAAGGGGUAGCCAAGGAUUGUGACCGCCGCCUUACGUGAAUCUGUCGUUGACUUAUUUCUUUCAAAUGUGCAUUAUUAACUAUUGUCUUUUUCUCGGUUAGAGCACCUUAAGUUGAGUUUAGUUUCUCGGUGAGACGUCCGUGAGUGGUGUCUGCUUCACGACUGCUGUCUACGCCGCUGUGCCUUCUGUCUCAAAACACUUCCUGGUGUAUAUUGUAAACGCUCACCAAAAGCACUUAGACUAUAUCUUUUACACACUCUUUGAUGCUCUCUCUCUCUCUCUCGCUCUCUUACUCUCUCACCAUUUCUCUCCCUAUCCCGCCUCCCCCUUUAUUUAGCAUGCUGCUGUUCUCUCUGAUCACUGCUGCAUUGACCCUCCAUCUCUAAUCCUUCUCCCUUCCCGUUGUCCUUUCUUGUGUUCUUCCCCACACCAUGUUCUCGAUGGUGGAAAUACCUUUUACAUUGAAGAUGAAUCUUCACCAAUCAGGCUCUUUGGCCUUUAAACCUGACCACUUAAUACCCACUAGCAUAGCUAGACAUUUCUAAAACAAUGGUUUGGAAAACCUUUUGAGUUCAAUUCCUAAUUCUACUACUUGCUUACUAACCUUUGGAAGAAAAGAAAACAACCAAAGCCCAAGUCUAAAGACUGAAAAUUUGAAUAUUUUAUUUAACUUCACAAGGUGCCAAAACACGUCCAUAGCGACUCUAAAAUGUUUAACCCUUUGGAAAUGCACAUGCAUCUACCAACUGUCUGGUUUUGUUGUCUUAAUUUAAUUUGAGACAUCUUACUUGCUACUCUCUCUCUCCCUCUCUGAUUCUCCAUCCCAAAGCUUGUCUGUUAUGUAUCUCUCUCUCUCUCUCUCUCUCUCUCUCUCUCUCUCUCUCUCUCUCUCUCUCUCUCUCUAGUCUGUUAUGUGUAUCUCUCUCUUUCUCUACCACUUUAAGGUGGCGCGUACUAUCUGGUAUUGAGGCCUUUAUUAGAGUUUUAUUUCAAUUUGAUGUGGUAUUCAUUCAAAUGCCGUUGAGAUGGGAAAAAGUGAUCCUCUUUAUAAUGAUAAUUGUUGUUGUUUUUAUUUUUGUUUUGCAUUAUGGAGAAAAACAGACAAAAAAAUACAAGAGAAAUGUGUUGUUGAAUGUUGUACAGAUAGCGCUAGAGACGUGUUUUUUAAAUGAGAGGAUAUAAACCUGGCCUGUGGUCGCCCCGCCCCUCUGACCCCCAGCUUUCUGUAAGAAUCAGAUAUGACUAAAACGGCCUGUCACUCACUGAUCGGUGAAACUAUGCGAAACACAGCCUGUCACCCACUAGUAAUGUAUCAACCAUUUAAUCAAAUGAUUUGAGGAACAAGUUCUUUCAACAACAACAAACAACUUGUCGAUACUACACAAAUACAUUUUUGUGCACGGCUGAUUUUAUGAUUUGACGACCAUUCUUGACAUUGCACCUUAUCGCUGUAUCUUUGGUCGCUCCUUUUCUUGCCGCCAAACGAUACUUUUACAAUCAAGUGCGUAUUAGAAGUUGCCUCACUAAUGAAAGUCGGUAUGAAGACUAUUCUGAGAGGGGAGGGGGACCAGGCUGGGUUUGGAGCUCUUGUGUAGUUGAGCGAGGAGAACUCAAUCUAACCUUAGUAGUGACUAAUAUUGUGGAAAGAUGAAAAAAAAACACAUUAGAAGUAAAUAAACACAAACAAAAUCA
Gadus macrocephalus (Pacific cod) is the source of this 8890-nucleotide messenger RNA. It is a transcript of the gene znf219, whose product is annotated as zinc finger protein 219. The record is from RefSeq and is a predicted model, not a curated record. The coding region runs from base 1010 to 5092 and encodes 1360 amino acids. Gene Ontology annotation, molecular function: DNA-binding transcription factor activity, RNA polymerase II-specific; RNA polymerase II cis-regulatory region sequence-specific DNA binding. The transcript is spliced from 6 exons. Lineage: Eukaryota; Metazoa; Chordata; Actinopteri; Gadiformes; Gadidae. Gene Ontology annotation, cellular component: nucleus. Gene Ontology annotation, biological process: regulation of DNA-templated transcription.